Aspergillus terreus NIH2624 is the source of this 1725-nucleotide messenger RNA. RefSeq names its product dolichyl-P-Man:Man(6)GlcNAc(2)-PP-dolichol alpha-1,2-mannosyltransferase. The record is from RefSeq and is a predicted model, not a curated record. The transcript has 4 exons. Lineage: Eukaryota; Fungi; Ascomycota; Eurotiomycetes; Eurotiales; Aspergillaceae. The coding region runs from base 1 to 1725 and encodes 574 amino acids. Gene Ontology annotation, cellular component: endoplasmic reticulum membrane. Gene Ontology annotation, biological process: protein N-linked glycosylation. Gene Ontology annotation, molecular function: alpha-1,2-mannosyltransferase activity.
AUGGCUCCAGCCACAAGGCAAAGUGAAAUGCCUCCUGCUACUACAGGAAGAGCUGGUCCUCGUACCAAGUCACGUGGUAUCGCGGCGUUUCUAUCGCCGAUUCAGGAUUGCGAUGAAGUAUUCAAUUUCUGGGAGCCCACACACUAUCUCGAUCAUGGGUAUGGCUUACAGACCUGGGAGUACUCGCCGGUCUACUCCAUCCGGAGUUGGCUCUAUGUCUCUAUUCAUGCCAUUGUCGGGAAAAUAGGAUCGCUGUUCCUCAAGUCAAAAGCUUCUGAGUUCUAUGCCAUCCGUUGCUUCCUGGCUAUUGUGUGCGCAUCAUGCCAGACGAGGCUGUACUCCGCAAUCUGUCGAACCUUGAGCCCGAGGAUCGGCCUCCUAUUCCUCAUGAUUGUCGCUUUCAGCCCUGGCAUGUUCCAUUCGACGGCCGCCUUUCUCCCUUCGAGCUUUACUAUGUACACAUCUAUGCUGGGUCUCGCGGCUUUCCUGGAUUGGAGGGGAGGCCAGAAAGUGGCCCAAGGAAUCAUGUGGUUUGGCCUGGGUGCUAUUGUCGGUUGGCCUUUUGCUGGGGCUCUAGUCAUCCCUCUUGUACUUGAGGAGAUGGUGAUUGGCUUCAUUGCUGGGUCUUUGGGGAAAAUCAUACUUGCGAUUGGGGAUGGUGCAUUGAGAUGUCUUGCGAUUCUGGCUAGCGAGAUCUUAGUCGACUACGCCUUCCUGCGGAAAUUCACGAUUGUGCCGUGGAAUAUUGUGGCCUAUAACAUUCUUGGUGGAGAUGGGAGAGGCCCAGACAUCUUCGGAACAGAGCCCUGGACGUUCUAUUUCAAGAACCUCCUGCUGAACUUCAACGUGUGGUUCAUCUUUGCCCUCUUCUCGGGACCGUUGUUGCUGCUUCAGGCCGCGUUCCGGCCUCACGCGACCACCAAGGAGACACUCUUCCGCACGGUGACACUGAUCACUCCAUUCUACAUGUGGCUGUCGAUCUUCACCCUGCAGCCUCAUAAGGAAGAAAGGUUCAUGUAUCCUGCAUACCCUUUCCUCAUCCUCAAUGCCUCCAUUUCAUUUCACAUGGUCCUGUCGUACAUCGGCUCCACCAACCCGAAGGAGUUUGUCGGACGUCUGCCUGCCAAACUCAAGCUAGCCGCCGUGAUGUCUCUGGUUCUGAUGGCCAUUAAUGCAGGUCUGCUCCGAACAGUUGGGGUGAUUUCGGCGUACAGGGCUCCUCUCAGGAUCUUUGAACCUCUGGACCAGCCAGAUAUCCGACACGCCGGUGACUCGGUGUGUUUUGGGAAGGAAUGGUAUCGAUUCCCGUCAUCAUUCUUCUUGCCAGAUGAUAUGCGCGCCAAGUUCAUCCGGAGUGAGUUCCGAGGACUGCUCCCGGGCGAGUUUCCCGACGCUGCACACUACGGUGCUCUUUUCGAGGGCACAUCUCAGAUUCCGACCGGCAUGAACGAUCGCAAUCUGGAAGAUCCAGGGAAAUACGUCGACAUUGCCGAGUGCUCUUUCCUAGUCGACUCAUCUUUCCCCGGACGCGAGGUUACCGACCUCGAACCAGACUAUAUACACGAUGGAACGCAAUGGGAGCCGUUAUCGUGCGAGAGCUUCCUUGAUGCCUCCAAGACCAGUCUCCUCGGUCGCCUCAUCUGGAUUCCGGAUCUCCCAUUCAUCCCCGAUAGGUUCCGCCGUCACUGGGGCGAAUACUGCCUGCUCCAACGGAAGAAAUCCUGA